Molecule: messenger RNA, 995 nt
Organism: Agelaius phoeniceus (red-winged blackbird)
Lineage: Eukaryota; Metazoa; Chordata; Aves; Passeriformes; Icteridae
Gene: CD9
Product: CD9 molecule
Cellular component (GO): plasma membrane
Source: RefSeq, a predicted model, not a curated record
CGUCGGAGCUCGGGAGCCUGGUUACUGUGUCUAUAGCCGCCACCAUGCCCGUCAAAGGAGGCACCAAGUGCAUCAAGUACCUUCUCUUCGGCUUCAACUUCAUCUUCUGGCUUGCAGGAACAGCAGUGCUUGCAAUUGGACUAUGGCUUCACUUUGAUUCACAGACCAAAAGCGUCUUUGAACUGGAAUCUGACACAAAGUUUUACACAGGUGUUUACAUCCUUAUUGGAGCUGGUGCCCUUAUGAUGCUGGUUGGUUUCUUGGGAUGCUGUGGUGCAUCACAGGAAUCUCAGUGUAUGCUUGGCCUGUUCUUCUUCUUCCUUUUUGUGAUUUUUGCCCUUGAAAUUGCUGCUGGGAUCUGGGGAUUUUCAAAUAAAGAAAAGAUUAUUGAUGAGUUAAAGGAGUUCUACAUGGACACCUACAGAAAGAGAACUCAGACAAGUGCCAGAGACACCCUGAAAGCAUUUCAGUUCACUCUAAACUGCUGUGGCCUUACUGGAGCUGUGGAGCAGCAGUACAUGGACACCUGUCCAGCAAAGACACUGUCUGAGUCAUUCUCUAUCAAGUCCUGCCCUGAUGCCAUUGAUGACGUCUUCAAAUCCAAAUUCAACGUCAUUGGAGCAGUUGGCCUUGGCAUUGCUGUAAUGAUGAUUGUUGGCAUGAUAUUCAGUAUGGUUCUGUGCUGUGCCAUCCGCAGGGAAAGAGAGAUGGUCUAAGAGCUGCAAACUCAAGAUUCCUGCACUAUACAAAUCCUCACCAUUAACUUCCAUGUUCUGAGAGCAUUUCUAAAAUGUUACAUAUUUGUUACCUCUUUAAUGCUUUAUUUGGUACUGAUGUAGGUUCGCUUUUUAUGUUACAGGUUAAAACGAUAAAGGUUUAUCUGACUCAAGACAAACAUUGUACAUAAAAUAUCUGACUUUCUUGAAACUUACAUAAUUUGGUUGUAAUUUAUGUGGAGACAAUUUGAUACUUAAUAAAGAGUAAGAUGUAUUGUC